AUGGCCGUGACUAUCGCUGACAUAAUUGCCUCAUCACCACCCAUUGGCCCACCCGACAUCUCCCUUUCCUCCACCACAACCCUUAACAAACCAUGGCCAUCGCUCCUAUCACCGGCAAACUCAGAAAACGCUUUUGGCUCGACGUUGGCUGCGCCCUUGGCCUUGGUAUCUCUGCAGGAUACGCUUACUGUUGAACGCCAGGAGAACUUCUACAUCAAGCUUGAAAAGGAGAGGGCUGCCGCCGCCGCUGCUUCCUCAUAA
Messenger RNA from Psilocybe cubensis, 261 nucleotides. RefSeq lists its product as uncharacterized. The record is from RefSeq and is a predicted model, not a curated record. The coding region runs from base 1 to 261 and encodes 86 amino acids. The transcript is spliced from 2 exons. Lineage: Eukaryota; Fungi; Basidiomycota; Agaricomycetes; Agaricales; Agrocybaceae.